UGCAUUGGUGUUGCUUGGCUUAAGUAGUCGAACGGCGGCUCGCGCUUCAACAUUUCGCAAAAUUCUUUCAAACGUUUCGGUUCCCGUUGUUGGUAACAACAGUGGCAGCGGAUUUGAUUCAAUUUUUAUUGCCGAGCUUCUCCGGGAAGCCUUCUCGUUGCCUUUUAGCAGCAGCACACGGAGCGAGAGAGCCAGUCGCCACCAGGGUGGGAGUGAGAAUCGAGACCAGUUUUCCACACCGCAUCCUUCGCAAGUGAAAACCAAAAUCUGAAAGCACAUGCAUAGGAACGCUGUGAUAUAGAGUGGAAAAAUCUACCUAAAAUAAAACAAACUUUUAAAAGUGUUUGAAGGCGAGUGAUUUCUGUUGUAAUUUUUUGUAACAUCACACUGCAGCAGCAUCAUCUGUGAAAGAUGGCAUUCAGAGUGGUUAGUUUAUUGAUUCGUCAAGAACUGUCCGCAUUUGGCGGUAAAACAACAACGCGCAUGAUCAGUACUGGCACAGUACGAUCAGCACGUAUUUUGAAGGACUCUCCCAAUGCACAUCUCAACAAGACAUUGCUUGAUCGCUAUCAGAAUCUGAAGUACAACCCCAAAUAUGUGCAGGCAACUUAUGUCUGGAUUGAUGGAACGGGAGAAAACGUUCGUCUGAAGGACCGAGUUGUAGACUUUGUUCCAAAAAAGCCGGAGGAUUUACCAAACUGGCAGUAUGAUGGAAGCUCAACAUAUCAAGCACUAGGCAAAAAUUCAGAUAUCAAACUGGUUCCACGAGCUCUCUAUAAGGACCCGUUCAAGCCAGGAGACAACGAUGUGAUUGUUCUGUGUGACACGUACCAACCGGACGGUAAACCGACAGAAUCGAACAAGCGUGCUGCUAUGCAGGAGGCCUACAAUAAGACCAAAGACUACGAGCCGUGGUUCGGUAUUGAACAGGAGUACACAUUCCUGGACAUCGAUGGCAGGCCGCUGGGUUGGCCUUCGGGUGGUUUUCCUGGACCACAAGGUCCGUACUACUGCGCUACCGGUGCUCAAAAUGUAGUUGGUCGUGAUAUUGCUGAGGCUCACGCUCUUGCCUGCCUGUAUGCAGGCAUUGACUUCGCAGGAACCAAUGCCGAAGUUAUGCCAGCUCAAUGGGAGUACCAAGUUGGACCCAAUCUAGGCAUGAAAUGUGCAGAUGACCUGUGGGUGUCUCGUUACAUUCUGUGGAGAAUUGCCGAAGACUACGGUGUAGUCGUUACGUUUGAUCCUAAACCAAUGGAGGGUAACUGGAACGGCGCAGGUGGCCAUUGCAAUUUCUCCACCAAGCAAAUGCGGGCGGAAAAUGGCAUCGAAGCGAUUAAGGCCGCUAUUGAAAAACUUUCCCAUCAACAUGCCAAGCACAUUAAAGCGUACGACCCCCGCGGAGGUAAGGACAACGAGCGUCGACUGGUGGGACGACUGGAGACCUCGUCUAUUGAUAAGUUCAGUUGGGGAGUUGCCGACCGCAGCACGAGUGUUCGUAUCCCUCGUGGAGUAGCUGACGCCAAGAAGGGCUACCUCGAAGAUAGACGUCCCAGCUCUAACUGUGAUCCGUACAGCGUUUGCAAUGCCAUUCUUACCACGUGUUUGGUUGAUUAAGUAUUUUUUUCUUUCGCUUUAAAGCAACCUCAAAACACUCGACAAAUAUAUCCACUCCUGUUAAUUGCUGUUGUGUAUUUAUGUAUAGUGUCAGAUGAACAAAAUGUGUUUAGGAACGGCAUUUAGUUGACACUGGCAGCCAGAAAAUAUGUCGCAUUUUUUGUAAACUUGUUUAAGAAGCUAACAUUAUUCUGCAACUUCGAAUUUGGUGAAUUCUAAAAAAGAUGAAAAUAUUAACAGUGCCGAAUAAACGAAGAUGUGACCUGCAAAGAGAGAAUUAAAUAGAAGAGGGAACUUAGUGAAACCUACUCAAGUUGCAAACUAGCCAAUUGUGUAUACAUAUUAGUUUUCGUUCAGUUUAGGCGCGUUAAACAGAAUGGAUGAUUUGAAGAGAACGCUUGUUGAUAAGAUUUUGUAUACGAAAAUCACAAAGAUGCUUACUGUUACGUUUAGGGAAACUCUGUUGUCUCGCAGAAAGGACAAAGGCACCGUGUUAUCGACUGACUUACAUAUUGUGUUUUACGUCAAUUUAACACUUAUAGAAUAGCAAAAACCUCAGCGAGAUGAUCAAUCAUCGGAUCGGACAAAAUUUAUUGGCACAAUAACCUCUAGGGCGUAGUUUAUUGUUGUUUGUUGUAGGACGACAGUGAAGAGAGUAAACUUAAUAAAAUUGGACUUUGAACCACUAUUUUGAUAUUCCCGUGUAAACCAAAAAAAAAAAACAAAAACAAUAUCAACCACAAUAACGUAUCAUCACAAAAUGACUGUCCAGAUUAUUUUAGGACAAUGCAACAAUAAACAAAAGUUACUUAAA
Wyeomyia smithii (pitcher-plant mosquito) is the source of this 2428-nucleotide messenger RNA. RefSeq names its product glutamine synthetase 1, mitochondrial-like. The record is from RefSeq and is a predicted model, not a curated record. Bases 412 to 1614 code for a protein of 400 amino acids. Gene Ontology annotation, cellular component: cytoplasm. NCBI's taxonomy places the organism in Eukaryota, Metazoa, Arthropoda, Insecta, Diptera, Culicidae. Gene Ontology annotation, molecular function: glutamine synthetase activity. The transcript is spliced from 2 exons.